This is a messenger RNA of Morchella sextelata, 1398 nucleotides long. RefSeq lists its product as uncharacterized. The record is from RefSeq and is a predicted model, not a curated record. Gene Ontology annotation, biological process: phospholipid metabolic process. Gene Ontology annotation, molecular function: phosphatidate phosphatase activity. Bases 1 to 1398 code for a protein of 465 amino acids. The transcript has 6 exons. Lineage: Eukaryota; Fungi; Ascomycota; Pezizomycetes; Pezizales; Morchellaceae.
AUGCCUGCUCUAGAUGCCCUCAGGGAUAAACUCCCGAAUAGAGUUGUCCUCUCCUAUGCCUUUGACUAUUUCAUCAUCAUAUUCUUCAUCAUCGCAUUUUCAGCACUCGAUUCAGCGGAGCCUCAUCACCAGCGUUUUUCGCUAAACAACGAGUCGUUGCAAUACCCAUAUGCGGACCCUGAGCGAAUCUCAGCUGCCGAGGCAGAUGGUUUAUAUUCGCACCACAAACCAGCACAAGCCAGGAGACGUCUCUUGGGCGGGGGCGGUAAAUGGACGAUGGCGGACAGAUUAUGGGAGAUGAACUGUGCAAUUUUAGGGUUGGGGUUAAGCGUCGCGGGAUCAAUCGUAAUUACCGGCGCACUCAAGAAUACGACAGGCAAACCAAGACCUGAUCUCAUCGCGAGGUGUAUACCAAAGCCUGGAAGUGAGAACCAGAAGCCAUGGGGUCUUGUAACAAGUGACAUUUGCACGCAAACAGAUAACCACAUCCUCAAGGACGGUUUCAAAAGCUGGCCAUCCGGUCAUUCCAGCAUUUCAUUCGCUGGCCUUGGUUUUCUAUCAUUUUUUCUAGCUGGUAAACUUCACGUCCUAGACACCCGUGGGGAAGCCUGGAAAACCAUUCUGGUUAUCAUUCCUCUUCUUGCCGCUAGUCUUGUUGCCGUCUCUCGAAUUAUGGACGCCAGGCACCACCCUUUUGACGUUAUAACUGGGGGUCUGAUGGGAUUUUUGGUCGCCUGGGCAUCGUAUCGCCAAUACUACCCUGCUAUCACCGAUACUCGUAAAAAGGGCCGUGCCUACCCAAUGCGAUCUUGGGGGACUGAUGAGGCAGACCGAAAGCUUGGCUAUGAUGCUGCAGGACAGUUCAACAGUGGGCUCGUAGCAGACGAAGAGGAAGGUCAAAAACUCGGCGUUUUCAAUCCACAGCCAUCCCCAAUGCCAUUGUCAGGAGCUGGUCUUUCGGGUGUUGGCGGAACAGGUAUGGGCUUUAUGAUGGAACGAACAACUAGCAGCUUCUCUAACGAGUCCGCUGCAAUUCAAGCCCGAAAACGCGAAGCCCAGAGGGCUGCCGGACGAAAGAACGGAUUCUACGAUCGCGAUGAUGAGUUCGUACAUAGUUCAGAGGAAGGUAUCGAGCUCCGUAACGCCCCUCAGCCCCUCCGAACAUCGUCAUAUCCGCCACCGACAGGGAAAAGUGAUGAAAGCGGAGACACUAGCUGGGGGAUUAAACGGGCAACAGAGGCCAUAACGGGAGCAGGAGCUGGUCAGGUUGGUGGAUUCGAGCCGGUACGAAGGUCGGACACAGAUUUUAACAAUUUUGAUAUUCAGAGUACAGCUAUGGGCAGCCGGGAAUUGAACAGGGGGGGAUCUGGAGGCUCGACGAGCCCACUAAAGGAAUAA